UUUCACUCUGCCUGCUUCUGUCACUUGCACGCUUUCAGUGUGCAUGAUGGAUGCCCAGAGCAGGCUGACUAUUUCCAAUCAAGACCCUCAGGAUGUGUUUGAGCUGAUGAACCGGCUGGGCAGCGGCAGCUAUGGAGAAGUUUUUAAGGCAAGGAACAAGGUGAGUGGGGAGAUGGCUGCUGUGAAAAUUGUCAAGGAGGAAUCUGAUGAAGACUUCUCUGUAAUUCAACAAGAAGUUAUAAUGCUGAAGAGCUGUGCUCACAAAAACAUAGUAGCAUAUUAUGGAAGCUAUAUGAGAGGUAGUAAGCUGUGGAUUUGCAUGGAGUUCUGUGGAGGCGGUUCGCUUCAGGACGUAUAUCAAGUCACAGGAGCCUUGUCUGAGCUUCAGGUGGCAUAUGUGUGUAGAGAGACCCUCCAGGGUCUGGCUUAUCUUCAUAAUCAAGGAAAGAUACACAGAGAUAUUAAGGGAGCCAAUAUUCUUCUAAAUGACGAUGGAGAUGUUAAACUAGCUGAUUUUGGAAUUUCAGCUCAACUCACAGCAACCUUUGCCCGGAGAAACUCGUUCAUUGGAACACCUUACUGGAUGGCUCCAGAAGUGGCUGCAGUGGAGCUGAAGGGGGGAUACACAGAGCUGUGCGAUGUUUGGUCUCUUGGAAUUACAGCCAUUGAGCUCACUGAACUACAACCACCUAUGUUUCACGUACACCCCUUAAGGGUUCUCUUUCUGAUGUCUAAAAGUGGCUACCAACCCCCUAAACUGAAGGACAAGUCAAAAUGGUCCCCAGCUUUCCACAACUUUAUCAAAAUAGCAUUGACUAAAAACCCCAAGAAGAGACCAAGUGCCUCCAAGAUGCUGACACACCAGUUUGUUGCUCAGACAGGACUCUGUCCUUUUCUAACACAAGAAUUACUGGAAAAGUUAAGAAACCCAGAAAAACACAGUGAAAAUUCAAACCCUGAAGAGGAUGACACAGAGCUCUUCUCAGCAUUCUCUCGCAUCCUCUCCAAAAAACACCAACCCAAAGCCAACCGUUCAUCCUCAGACAUUCAAUUGCGCCAGCUAAAGAAUAAGACACAAAAGGAAGAACCAAGUGUAGCAAGGGCUGACCCAGAAUUGGGCCCUCAGGUACCUCAAAGUCCACCCCCAGGGCCAUACAUAAGCUUCUGCUCUGAUGAUGAUGAAGAUGAUGACGAUGACUAUGACGAUGUUGAUAUACCUGGCAGUGUGGACCUCUAUAAUGACAUAUCUGCUGAUGAGUCUCCCCCUCCGCUUCCCCCUAAGCCCAGAUUUCGCACCUCCUCUGCUGAUGUAAAACGGGAUCAGGAUCGCCUACACACUCCUAGCACUUUGGUACGAUGCUCCAGUGGACCCAGUGCACCAAGUGCACCCAGAAAUGCAGCACAAGCUUUUCAGGAAAGUUUAAGGAAACAGUUGUCCGCAGCUAGUUCUGAACCAUCUCUCUUGAUACGUGACCUUCAGUCUUUGUCUCCCCCUUCUCUACCACCGAAGCAAGGAAGAACACAAGCAAAACAGGGAGAGUUCCAACUGAAAAAGAUAUUUAAUGGAUGUCCUCUGAAAAUCCAUUCAGCAACCACCUGGAGACAUCCUACAACCAAAGAUAUGCAUGUCAUCCUGGGAGCUGAGCAGGGGAUCUAUACUCUAAACCUCUCAGAGUCACAGGCUUCCCUUGACCUGCUGACUACUGGCUGGACAACUUGGGUCUAUUCCAUCAACAAUGUAUUAAUGUCCAUAACCGGGAAAGCCUUCCAGUUGUACUCACACAGUCUCCUGGCUCUUCAUGAACAGAUACGGAAAGAAUCCCGUUUGGCUCACAUUCCAACACACAGACUGCUGCCCAGAAAGAAAUCUGCAUCCACCAAGAUUCCAGACACUAAAGGGUGCAAGAGAUGUUGUGUUGCUCAUGAUGGUGUGCGUGAUAGUUGGUUUUUGUGUGUAGCGAUGGAAACCAGUGUACUCUUGUUGGAAUGGUAUCAACCACUUGAAAAGUUUAUGUUAAUGAAGCAUUUUGAUUUUCCCCUGCCCUGUCCCCUGACAAUAUUUGAAAUGCUGGUGGUGCCAGGAGAACAAUACCCUCUUGUUUGCAUUGGGGUCCGCAAAGGGUCAUCCUCUAAUGGCAGAAUCCAGCUCCAGACCAUCAACCUCAGCUCUCUGAGCUCCUGGUUUACAGACAGUGGAGAAGUGGGCUCAUGUUCAGGCCGAGUACAGGUAGCGGAGAUUGGCUGUGACCAAUUCUUGGUACUCACAAACAACACACUAAACGUGGUGGAUCACCAUGGAGAACCCCUACACACGUCUUGUGUCCCAAAUAUCUUUUUCACUUUUCCGGUAGACUCAGUAGCGGUUUCUGGGGAGUAUGUCCUUGUUUUGAGAAGCAAAGGUUUCCAGGUGUUGAGGCUGCAGACUGCCGAGGUGAUUGUUGAAUGCUCAGACCGCAGUUUACGUCUGCUGUCCUCAGACAGUAGAAAGAUCAUUGUGGAGGCCCCUCAGUCCGGUAACAGCAACACAACCAACUUAUAUAUCCAUGAAUGUGCUGGCCAGACAUGCUCAGGAUUUGGACAGUGACAAGUAAUGAGUCGGUUACAAAUCUACCCAACCUUCAGGCAGACACUUAUGGCUGUUUCAGUGGGGGAGCAGCCUGGCCUGUGUACAGUUGGCCCCAAAAAGAGACAAUGCAUGGAAUUUCUUAGAACAGGCUCCCCUCUUUCCCAAUGGGACUGAUCAAUAUGCUUUACUGUAUAAGCUUCAUGCAUUGGCACUGUGGUGGACAGUUUUUUGGGAGACACUGGUUGAAUGUCUAUGCAGUAAAACUUUUAUGCACUUUUA
Messenger RNA from Rana temporaria (common frog), 2845 nucleotides. It is a transcript of the gene MAP4K1, whose product is annotated as mitogen-activated protein kinase kinase kinase kinase 1. The transcript is spliced from 31 exons. The coding region runs from base 44 to 2584 and encodes 846 amino acids. Gene Ontology annotation, molecular function: ATP binding; MAP kinase kinase kinase kinase activity. NCBI's taxonomy places the organism in Eukaryota, Metazoa, Chordata, Amphibia, Anura, Ranidae. The record is from RefSeq and is a predicted model, not a curated record. Gene Ontology annotation, biological process: protein phosphorylation.